AUGCUGCUUGUAAUGGCAAGCACUGGACUUUUUGCAUCUGUUCCCGGCUUGCAUCAAAUGACCGUUAGCCGAAUGGGUAAUGUACUUCCGCAGCUGAUCCGAGACACAUUGCCUGCAACUCCACCCCCUAUACCGCCAGCGCAACCAGAACCGACGUCCUUAACAUCAGUGGCAUCUGCAAGCCGAGUUGGUGGUCGAGUCCAUAUCGCUCCAGCUAUUCCUUCACCAUCUGAGGAGUCACUGCCGUCUACGACAUCAGCUCCACAACCAGCAACCGCGUUUGCUACAGAAUCCACGCCAUCAGCAGUAGUUCCGCCUCAUCACCCAAAUGAUCCUGUCCAUAGUAAUGAACAACCUGCCAUACCAGCCACAGUUCCUGUGAAUAUACCAUUGGUGAGCCAAAUUGAUCAUCUUGCUUGCUUUUAUAUAAGCAGUUGGUAUCUGCUUAGUUGGGAUGACAACAUUCGAAUGUUAUUGCAAGCUCAAAAUUACGGUACUAUCGCUUCAAAUAAUCCAGGACGUGUUCAUCGUCAUCUUUAUAUCAAUAUACUCUGGAACAGUUUGCAUUUCACAGGCUCACCAGCACCAGCUUGUAUUACGUUGACGAAACUCGUACCGCUUUUCUCUGUGUCAAAAAUGUUUGAGAAAUUGGUUGUUUUGGUUGAACAUUGUGUACCAUUUAGAAGUUCCCUCUAAAC
Molecule: messenger RNA, 698 nt
Organism: Strongylus vulgaris
Lineage: Eukaryota; Metazoa; Nematoda; Chromadorea; Rhabditida; Strongylidae
Source: the annotation of a GenBank genome assembly